Messenger RNA from Grammomys surdaster, 1547 nucleotides. It is a transcript of the gene Styk1, whose product is annotated as serine/threonine/tyrosine kinase 1. The transcript has 10 exons. Gene Ontology annotation, biological process: cell surface receptor protein tyrosine kinase signaling pathway; positive regulation of kinase activity; protein phosphorylation. Bases 138 to 1427 code for a protein of 429 amino acids. The record is from RefSeq and is a predicted model, not a curated record. Lineage: Eukaryota; Metazoa; Chordata; Mammalia; Rodentia; Muridae. Gene Ontology annotation, cellular component: signaling receptor complex. Gene Ontology annotation, molecular function: transmembrane receptor protein tyrosine kinase activity; ATP binding.
GUGUUAUUGUCGCCAAUAGACCUACCUCUGAUGCAUCAAAACAGCAUAACACACGAAGUUCUUAGAAAUAUUGUAUCACUGCGCCUGUGUUCCCUGCAUCCUCUGUGGACCUAGCAGAGAAGGCUGGCCCCGUGGACAUGGGAGAGAAGGGUCACCUAAGCCGGGUGCUGUUGGAAUGCAGUCUCAGUGACAAGCUGUGUGUUGUUCGAGACGGGCAGUAUGAAGUAAUCAUUGUUCCAGCUUUCCUGGUUGGUGGCUUCCUCAUCCUUCUUGCAAUCAUCCUGUGGCUUUUUAUCAGAGGACAAAGAUCCCAAAGGCAGCGCCCUGGACCCCGAGGCACUACUUCUGUACCUGAAUCUAGGAGCCAAAGCCAGGAGGCAGCAGGACAUGGAGAAAAAGUUCUCGUGCCUCUUAAGGAGACCUCAGUGGAGAGCUUUCUACGAGCAGUCACGCCUUCCCUGGCUAAGUUGCAGGUGCCCAGGGAACAACUCUUGGAAGUUCUGGAGCAGAUCCACAAUGGUAGUUGUGGGACCCUCUAUCAUGCAACAGUGACCACCAGGGAUCACCUUAAGCCAAAAAGUGUCGUCCUCAAGGCUUUAGAAGACCCAGUUGGACUCCAGGAGGUCCAGGAUUUUAUAGGGCGGAUCCAAUUCUAUCAGUACCUGGGGAAACAUAAGAACCUGGUACAGCUGGAAGGCUGCUGUACAGAAAGGCUGCCACUCUACAUGAUGCUGGAGAAUGUAGUCCCAGGGAACCUGCUCAGCUUUCUUUGGACCUGUCGCAGGGAUGUGAUGACCAUGGAUGGCCUGCUCUAUGAUCUCACAGAAAAACAAAUAUAUCACAUAGGAAAGCAGGUCCUUCUGGCCCUGGAAUUCCUGGAGGAGAAGCAUCUGUUUCAUGGGGAUGUGGCCGCCAGGAACAUCCUGAUCCAAAGUGACCUGACUCCCAAACUUUGUCACCUGGGCCUGGCUUAUGAAGUUCAUGCCCAUGGGGCCAUCUCCUCUGCUCGCUCCAGCAGCAUCCCUCUCAAGUGGCUCGCUCCAGAACGGCUUCUCCUGAGACCUGCAAACAUCAGAGGAGAUGUUUGGUCCUUUGGGAUCCUGCUUUAUGAGAUGGUCACUCUAGGGGCACCACCAUACCCUGAAGUUCCCCCCACCAGCAUCCUACAGUAUCUUCAGAGAAAGAAAAUCAUGACGAGACCCAGCAGCUGCACACAUGCCAUGUACAGCAUCAUGAAGUGCUGUUGGCGCUGGAGUGAGGACAGCCGUCCCUUACCUGGUGAGGUGCGCCUGCGCCUAGAAGCUGCCUCUAGAUCAGCCAAUGACAAGGCUGUGUUGCAAGUUCCAGAGUUAGUGGUGCCUGAAUUGUACGCAGAUGUGGCUGGCAUCAGUGCAGAGAGCCUUUCCUAUAGCUACAGUGUCCUUUGAAGAUGGUCCCAGACAAGUGACUAUAUGUGUAUGGAAUGAGUUCCUUCGAGAACAGAGAAAAGGAACUUUCUAGGGCCCACCAAAGGAGGAAAAAGGACAUGAAUCCUGCAUCUUUUCCUA